UCUUCAUUCUACCUUGUAUUACUAUUUCUUCUCCCUACUAUAUCUAUGUCCAUCUCCCAUCACCAACCAAACACUGCCCUCAAAUCCAUGCAUUUUACACUCUAUCAACACGAUAACGUUAACAAGACCGGCUUCCUCAUAGUUGUAGGUGUACCCGGUCUUGUUGUUAACUCGACUGCAAGCCCCUUAGGGAGUAUAUUUGUUCUCCGAGACCCACUUACCGCCACUCGAGAUCCUUCAUCCAAGCUUCUUGGAGAAAUUGAGGGUACAUCGAGCUUCGACGGGCUCGAUAACUUGUCAAUUGGAAAGAUCACUCUUAACUUAAAGGGCCAUAAAGGUUCUAUCUCAAUUCUAGGAAGUAUUAACAAUCUUAUCAGGCCUUCUGAUGUUCCUGUGGUUGGUGGCACAGGAGAUUUCUUGUUUGUUCAAGGAUAUUUGGGUGUUUCUCUUGUUAAUUUCCAGGGUGCUAAUUUGAUCUACAAGUUGGAAUUCCAUUUGUAUUGGCCUCCUUAUGCUGCUUCAGCCAUCAUGGAUUGACUUCCUGUGGUGGUUUAUGUAAGACUCAAAUGUAUAAAUUAAUACAGUUUUUGCUGGUAUUUGAUGUGUGAAAUGU
Messenger RNA from Beta vulgaris subsp. vulgaris (sugar beet), 613 nucleotides. RefSeq names its product dirigent protein. The record is from RefSeq and is a predicted model, not a curated record. NCBI's taxonomy places the organism in Eukaryota, Viridiplantae, Streptophyta, Magnoliopsida, Caryophyllales, Amaranthaceae. The transcript has a single exon. The coding region runs from base 46 to 537 and encodes 163 amino acids.